Fragaria vesca subsp. vesca is the source of this 435-nucleotide messenger RNA. Its product is annotated as disease resistance response protein 206-like. The transcript has a single exon. Lineage: Eukaryota; Viridiplantae; Streptophyta; Magnoliopsida; Rosales; Rosaceae. The coding region runs from base 1 to 435 and encodes 144 amino acids. The record is from RefSeq and is a predicted model, not a curated record.
AUGGUCUUGUACUUCCAAGACUUCUCUGGAGGCCCGAAUGCCACUAGCAUUCCAAUUGCAGGGAUUGCCGGAAAGCUUUGGACCUUCACUCAGUUCGGAACAGUUUACGUCAUUGACGACACCAUGACCCAAGGUCCAAGCCCAAAGUCGGCCGUAGUUGGCCGCGCACAAGGCGUGACUGUGGCGGCGGCACUAGACGGGAGCAAUGCCCUCGUCUUGGUAUCGCUUGUGUUCACAAACAGGGAGUACAAUGGCAGCACUAUAGAGAUACAAGGAAACAGUAAGCAGUUCCAGCCAGUUAGAGAGGUUGCGGUGGUAUCAGGUACCGGAAAAUUCAGGUUUGCUAGGGGAUAUGCUACCUUUGAAACGUACUUCGUGGAUCUUCCGAGUGCCUACUCCAUAUUACGGUGCAAUGUUACAGUGCAGCAUUACUAG